AGUGCCACUCCCUAGGCCAAGCAUAUGCAAACCAUCAAAUCACCUUAUGAAAUGGGGUGUGAAAACAGCUGGGGAACCAGGCAAAGUAGCUGGAGCCAGAGUCCACAGGCCACUAGGCGCUAGUGAAACCUUAUUGAAUAAAGGAUAAAGGGUCUUUUAAAAAGGUUAAGUGGGUUUUAGUAACCAGAAAUUUCCAUGUCACUAUUUUAAAAGAACCAAAAUUACACAUUUCCCAGAGAGGGGAGAUAGACCCCAGUGCUUAAAUUCCUGUUCUGCAAAAAAACCACGGACCUGGUGAGGCGCUUUUAUCAAGCAUCACCAGGCUCCAUGCUUCGCUCCAAUUUUCAAUGUCUGGGCAAACAUGCCAGAGACAACAGAUGGCCCCGGGCCUGGUGGGGUUCCAAGCCUGUAAGGCCAGAUCCUCAGGAGGAAGAGCAGGAGCCGGAGAUAAGAGUCUAGAGCAGGAACAUUGAGGCAUCUGGGUGAAGCGGAGGGAGCCGCGCCCAAGCUCCCAGUGAGUCAGAAGUCGGGCAAGUGUGACUUGGAUCCCUGCCAAGGAACGUUCUAGGGAACCAGAGUGCAGCGCCCCAUGCCCUGCGCACUGCGGCGUCUUCCUGGACUGUCCUUGGCCCUUCCACAGAAGUCGCACUGGUAGCCUCGGUCCCUUUAAGAGCUCUGCGCACCCGGCCUCACUUCCGCCAUGGCCGCUCAGCUGCUGGAGGAGGACCAGGUGACUUGCUCCGUCUGCCUAAGUCGCUACCGGGACCCGGUGACGCUGCCCUGCGGGCACAGCUUCUGCGGGAACUGCAUCCAGGAUUCGUGGCGCUGCUGCGAGAAGACGUGCCCCGAGUGCCGCCAGCCCUUCCCGGAGGGCGCCAAGCUGUGCCGCAACGUGACGCUGAGCACCUUGCUGCAGGCGCUGCCCAGCGUCCUGCAGGCGCUGCCCGCCGCCAUCCCGCGUCCGGACACCGCCACAGGUCACAGCGCUCGCUGCCCACGCCACGGGAGGCCGCUCGAGUUCUUCUGUCGCACGGAGGGCCUCUGCGUGUGCAGCGCGUGCACGGUGCACGACUGUAGCCACCACGAGAGGGCGUUGCUGGACGUGGAGCGCCGCGUGCGCGAGGACCAGCUGAGAGCUAGGCUACUGGCUACCCGGCAACAGGUCACCCAGGCAGAGACCCAGCUUCAGGAGCUGCAGCUACAAAGCAGUCGGAUUGAGAGUUCAGCCUGCACCCUGGCCUCGGUUGUCUCCAGGAGAUUCAGUAGCCUGCUUCAGGUGCUGGAGAAGCAGCAGGCCUCAACACUGGGUGAUAUAGAGGUAGCCAAGAAGCAGGCGCUGGACCAAGUUGUGAAUGAGAAACAGCGGCUGACUGACCACCUAAAGGCCCUGUCUCAGUAUGACCACAGUGUGCAGGAUCUCCUGGGGCAGGGGGAUGAUUACAUCUUCUUCCAGGAGCUACAGCAGCUCCCUGAGCCUACAGAGUCCCUCGGGCCGCUGACCUCUCCACAGUGGGAUGAAGAUCAGCAGCUGAACAGUGUGAACCAGCUGCUCAGCCCACUCUGUGAGCUCCUCCUCAGAGAAAACCUCCCCAAGGUGGCAGCCGAAUCGGCUGAUGCUGGCCCUAUGGAGGCCCUGGGUCCCCUGUCACCAGUCCCCAGCACAGUGUGUCCACUGAGGAAGAAGCUCUGGCAGAAUUAUCGCAAUCUGACCUUUGACCCAGAGACUGCCAACCAGUAUUUGCACUUGUCUCACAAGGACCAGCAGGUGACACACCAUUUCCAGGCCCAGGGCCCAGCCAGGUCAGGCAGCUUCGAGCUGUGGCAGGUGCAGUGUACCCAGAGUUUUCAGACUGGACAACACUACUGGGAGGUACGUGCCUCUGAUCACUCCGUCACUCUGGGUGUCACCUACCCAAAGCUAUCACGCCAAAAGCUGGGGGCCCACACGGAUAACAUUGGUCGUGGACCCUACUCCUGGGGUCUCUGCAUCCAGGAGGACAGUAUCCAGGCCUGGCACAAUGGCAAUUCUCAGCGUCUGCCUGGGGUGCCUGGACGACUCCUGGGCAUAGAUUUGAACUUGACCUCUGGGCGCCUGACCUUCUACAGUCUGGAGCCACACACGCAAAAGCUGCACACUUUCUAUGCAGUUUUCAGCCAGCCUGUCUACCCUGUCUUCUGGCUCCUUGAGGGGAGGACCCUCACUCUUUGCCAUCAGCCUGAGGCCAAGCUCCCUCCAAGGCCCCAGGAAGAUGUCACAGCAUCCAGCUGAGGAAGGCACAGACAGGUGCCACUGUGCCUGUGUGCCCAAAAGUGGAUCAGCCUCUGACUUGGAAACCAAAGGCCAAUCUUCUAGAAGGAAUAGCUGCAAGCCUCUCUGUUGACUCAAAGGACAGAGAUGGGAGAGGAGCCCCUAAAUCAAACUUUACUUUUUACUCUCUUUGAAGGGGCCAGGGGCCAGGGGCCAGAAAGAAAUUAAAUAGGAAGCCCCAGCUCCAAGCAAGAACCAAGUUCAGGCACUGCAUGGACAUCUAUCUGAGUUACUGUUCUAUUGCUGUGUGGAGACACCAUGACUAAGGCAACUCUUACAGAAGAAAGCCUUUAACUCAGAGCUUGCUCACAGUUUUACAAGUUUAGUCCAUGAUUGUCAUGGUGGGAAGCAGACAGGCACAGAACUGGAGCAGUAGCUGAGAGCUUUACAACCUGACCACUGGGUGUGUGCAUGCGCGCACGCACACACGCACACAGAGGGGACGGGGACACUGGCAUAAGAUUUUGUAACCUUAAAUCCCAUCCCAAGUGACACACUUCCCCCAACAAGACUACACCCCCUAAUCCUUCUCAAACAGUUCCACCAAGUGGGGACUAUGCAAAGUCUGUAGACAGCCAGUGUGGUGAUGGGUACAGGUGCGGCAGAUGUAAACCGCUUGCUUUUGCUAGUCCCAAAUAUCUUCAUGGAAGAUGAAGGGCCUGGAUGAGUUUGGCUUUUUUUUUCCUCACAUUUCUGGAAGGAGAUUUUUUUUUUUUUUUUUUUUGUCCUGGGUAUAGAGCCUGAAGUGUUUUGAAUGCUAGCAUUCAAAGUUCUGACCUCUCACUGACAUCUACAGCCUGGUAUAAUUUAUUUACUUGAGAUGUACCAUUUUCUGAUGUUGGCAGUAGUUACAAGGAUGCCCACUUUUGUAAUGUUUUUUCCUUUUCUUUUGUAAUUCCUUAAGCAUUUGUUUUGUAUGCUCGUGGGUAAACAUCUCACAAUAAAAGAUUUGAGAGAUUC
Messenger RNA from Arvicanthis niloticus (Nile rat), 3268 nucleotides. It is a transcript of the gene Trim65, whose product is annotated as tripartite motif containing 65. The record is from RefSeq and is a predicted model, not a curated record. Gene Ontology annotation, biological process: positive regulation of autophagy. Gene Ontology annotation, molecular function: metal ion binding; protein binding. NCBI's taxonomy places the organism in Eukaryota, Metazoa, Chordata, Mammalia, Rodentia, Muridae.